GUCACAUAGAAAUAGGUAAUGGAUUCUUGCUUGGGUAUCAUGUCCUGAGAUUCCUUAUCUAUUCUCGUGUGUGAAGAACGCAACAAAGCAAGCCAACUAUAUAGUAGCAAAUUCUUUACACCACACCUUUUUGUCUAAUCCGUUCAGUUCUCGUCAUAUUCUCAUCAAUGGUCACUCGCCAGAAGUAACACGAAAAAUGGCGCAUUUGCCAUGCAUCUAGUUGCGCGGACCAAAGUCCAACGACUUCUUCAUCACCAGCGGCCCGCCAGGAAUGAUCGGCUCAGUCUCCUAGACUUCAGCAACAAUCUCUUCGGGUAUCUCUUUCAUACAAUCUUCCUUCUCAACCUCGAUAGGAGGUACGACGAUGCCAAACUUUUCGUAGGGGAAGUCAGCAAGGCUGAGCAUGUACUCGGCCCAGCCAUCGUCAAUCUCACCAACCUGAUGGAGAUCGACUUCUCCAGCCUCACCAGUGCGCCCAGCGAGGACCUCAGCCUCGCGUCCAUCGUACUCCUUCUUCAACAUCGGGUGGGGGCACCAGAUCACGCGCAUACCGGCACGACGACCAGCCUCGACACCGGGGACUGAAUCUUCGAAAACAAGACACUCCUCGGGGGUGAUGGGUCGUUCGCCAGCAGGAAGGCUGUCGUUGAUGGUCUUCAGAGCGAGAAGGAAGAUGUCGGGCAGAGGCUUUCCACGGCCGGGAGUCAGGCGGGAAUCGUCUCCAAGAACACGGCGGUGGGAAGGGAAAACAGCAAAAAGCUCCUCGAGGUGGUUUGUCUUGACACGGAAGUUGCCAAGAUGAGAGCUAGUGGCCAGAGCGAUGUGAACACGUUGAGGCUCACUGCUGGACUUGUCCUUAGCUUCAGUAGUAGCAUCAUCCUUGACCUCCCAGUAUCGGGUUCGGCCUAGGUGGCCAAGCAAGUCGACGAUGCCAGGGAGAGGCUUUGUGUGGGGAAACAGCUGCUUCUGGAGCAUCGUGUUCUCGGCGACGUACUCUUCGGAGGUGAUGGGGAGCUGGGCCCAGUCGUGAAAGAUCUUAUUGGCCUGAGGACCAGGGCGGCCCUGAAGCUUGGCCUUGAUAGACCAUGGGAGAGUUCCCUUGCCAUACUUUUCGAGGAUGAUGUUGACACACUUGGUGUAGAUGUCUUCGGUGUCGAGAAGGAGGCCGUCCAUGUCGAAAAGACAGGCCCUAACAGGUGGGAAACUAGAGAGUGAGAUCUGGUCAGUAUAACGCUCGCGAUCGAACAAUGCUUGAAUGUUAGUCAAGCAGAAUAAACAUACUCGGUACGAGGAGCCAUUGCGUCUGGAAAAACCAAGAGUGUUGGAAGUAGGGAAAGCGGAUGGGUAUCGGGAUGCGGUAUCAGAACGAAAAAACACGGCAGAUCAGAACUUGUUAUAGUGAGGAGGUACGAUUAGCAAGGGAGAGAUUUAAGAAAAGAAAGACGAGGCGAUCGCGAGAUUUUGAUAACGGAACAAGAACGGAACCUAACAAGCGCGGGGCAACUUUUUGCUCGCCGAUCAGUAGUGAAUCAACAGUGAAUCAUUCCGCUGAAUACCCCGCGGCGGGGCAGUGUAUUUCCACUAAGCCCACUGUAGCCUAGCAGAUGAUUAAGGUGGGCAGGACGGGCAGGAACCACAUGGAAUUCAUUGAGGCUCGUGAGAUUGUGCUUUUGAUGUUUCUUCAUUAAACAUCCAUUUGUUUCCGUCUCUCAACACAGCCAGUCCCCGCCACUUGCAAUUAAUUUUUGCAGUGUUUUGACUCAUCCUGCUUGUAUCAAUAAGACAAUUCUGUCUUUUUAUUUCAGUGUUUGAUCUUUGUCGUAAUAAUCAUACGUCAUUCGUCCUUGCCAACGAAUAUGAGCACAACCGAGCCUAGCAAAGAUGAUGUGGCCAAGUCGCCGGACGUCGAAAAAGCGAAAGACAACGCCGAUUAUGUAGAUGGACAGGAUCUAAAGUUCACACCAGAAGAGGAAGAAGCUUUAGUGAAGGAGUCAACUGUGUCCAAAGAGGAGGCGAACACUUUGUUUUCUGCCAAGAAGUACCAAGAAGCUCUGGACAAAUACGACGAUGCAAUCAACUCCUGUCCUAAAUAUCUACAUUAUCCACUCGCAGUCAUCUACAGUAACAUUGCCGCCUGCCAUAUCCAACUUGAGGAUUGGAAGGAGGCCAUAAAGUCAGCUUCUGACUCCCUUAAAGCGCUGGAGAAGCUUGAGCAGAGUGAUCCUCGACUGGGCUCUGAUGGCAAAAAGUCUGAUGAAGAGAAAGAGAAGAAGGAAGACGACGAUGUUGAAGAGGAGAUAAUCAGCAGUGGUGCUUCACGUGCCGCUCCAGUACCCAGUGCAGACGAUGGGGAGCUCAAGGCACUUCAGGCCAAUAUUCAACGCAUUCGAUGCAAAGCUCUCAUGCGAAGAGCCCGCGGUCGUUCAGAGGCUGGCGGUUGGCAUAAUCUUGCUGGUGCAGAAGAAGACUGUAAGGCACUUGCCGCCAAACCUGAAAGCUUGGCCCCGGCAGACCUUCGAGUAGUUCGGAAGCAAUUACGAGACUUACCUCCUCGCGUCAAAGCAGCACAAGAGAAAGAGAUGGGUGAGAUGUGGGGUAAGCUGAAAGAUCUUGGAAACGGCAUCUUGAAGCCAUUUGGAUUGAGCACGAACAACUUCCAGAUGGUCAAGGACGAGAAGACCGGAGGCUACAGUAUGAAUUUUCAGCCUGGGGGAAGCUCUUGAACGACGCAACGCGCUCCGUGAACAUAUCAGAGAAUCUGCCCUGACAUUCUAUUGAACCGACAAACAAGACUCCAAUUCCCGCAAUAUAGACAAAAGCAAUAGAUAUCCCAACGCCGUCUAUUUUACCCUUUAUUCGCCAUAAAUAUCUCAUCUUCCAACUUUUGGCAUGACAGGGCUUUCCUUGUCAACUAGGUACGUUCUGUGAGCUUUUGAGUCCCUACGAUGUUGGUGGAUCGAACGAGCUCGAUCGACUUGGUGGCUCAUACCAAUUCUGGUACGGAUGGUUGGGUAGCCUGAAAUCGGCGAAGCUCAAUGGGUUGACUGGUGGUUUCGUUCCCGCCGGGCCCAUGACAGGCGGUGUCAAAAUUCUCGACGGCGUCAAAGACAUGGAGGCUCUUCGGGCCGCUGAUAUUACCGAAUCUUGGCUGUUCUCUGUUUUCGGGCUCGAGGUGGGCAUCUUCAUACGCUCCCAACCCCAUUCUCUCUUGAGCUCCAUCUCGACGGCACCCAAGCGCCAGCCAUUUGUGCUAUUGAACCUAUCAAGGAUCUCGAGGACCUCAUCUUGCUCGUUUGGAUUCGUUAGCACAGCAGCUGCAAUUGCCAAGCAACGGAUCGCAACUAUAGCAACCCCCUUGUCUGUGGUGUGGGCGACAAUGCCGCAGACCUGAUAGGCAUGCUGCAGCUGCAAGAAUCGCAGCCUCUCUGAAGACGCUGGAGAUUCCAGGGGGUGUGUCUGUGAAAGGAUACAAUGCGCAGUGUGUGAAAGCAGCUGGCCAAUUGUUGCCUCCCGCUGGAUCAUCCUAAGCACGGAUUAACCACAUGCUUCAGCAGUUGGGAUGAUAUUUCACGUACCAUAUACCAGGAAAUAGCGAUUUGCUUGUCGAUUUUUCCGCUUUUACAUAACCAAAGGGACGCAUCUUUCUCGGGCAAUGGAUGUUCCAACCAUCACAGAGGUUUCUGAGCUCAUGCCACUGCGAAAGACGAUUUCUUACCCACAUUUGUUCGUUUUGGGAACUAAUCUCAUCGGAUCGUGACGCAGUCGCUCGGAAGUUUGCAACCUUUGCAAUGAUGUAGAGCGCACGGUGUACCCAGGUUUGUUCGUCCUCGUCCUCGUCACCCUGGUUAUUGUUACGAGACCCAAGACUCAUUCCCCAUUCGUCGGGACUCCACGUUGUCUGCCAAUUUGUUGCCAGGCAAUUGAGAACUUCAAUCCCUAUGUUCAGCCAGAAGCAGGCCAGUCCAAUCCCUGUACUCCUGGCAUCCCAUCCACAUUCUCGCACAAGGGCUCGCGAACCUGCUAUAUGGCUCAUACGCUGGGCAGGCUUUUCGCACAUAAUCUCGUAUACGUUCAGAACGAUCGCUGUCGUGGCACACUCGGCGGUAUUUCGAUCAGGGUUCUGGAGGCUUCGAAGAAGCUGCGUGGUUGCGGUAUUGUAGUAGAACAGCGCUUUGUCAUGAUUCUCAGGGGCAGCCAGAGAAGUAUGUUUGACACCACAUGCAAGAAGGGCAUUGAGGAGCAUUGUCGACCUCAGAGCGUGAUACGGAAUGCUUCGGGUGAAAUGUUUCUCCCGGUUGAACGAAUCCAUCCAAACAGCAACUUCUUCGACAAAGACUUGCAUGUAAUGAAUUUCUUCGGCUGAUGUCAAUAUGUUGCGGCCCACCGGUUCGUUGCUUUGGGUUGCUGAAGGUUGCACAUGGUCAUCCUGGAAGACUUGUUCGACAAGCGGUCUUUCUAUUCGAGGCGGUGUGUCUAUCUUGGGUAUCACCAAGUUUUCGACCUCUUCAGUUGACGUUUGCUGUGCCAGAGGACGGUUCCUCAUUGCCAUGAGCUGCUCUGGAAAUACUUCUGCUCGUGGGGUCACAACAGCCUUUGUCGAUGACGAUGGUGUGGCUAUAUGGGACGCGUCGCUCAGAGUCCCAUGUUCAUUCUCGUUAAGCUCAAGCUUGAUACCGGUGUCUGCUUUGAAUCUUGAAUUUUCUGAAGGUUUGGCUGUGGCGUUAUCCUGAGUAUAGUUGAAACGAUGUUGCGAACCAGGUUGAAGUCUAUCAGCUGAUGCAUCUAUAUCUUGGAUAUUAGUUGCGGUGACUGAAUUCACCACUUCUUGCCGGUCAUCGCUAUCGUCGACAAUUUCAGAAGCGUACGGCGCAUAUCGUCCAAGUCCGCCCUGAUAUUCUGAAGCAAUGUCUCGCGAUUCAUCUUGGAACUCGACUACGACUCGAUUAGCACAAAUCAUUCAUCUCGACCGGAAGCUCCGUACCUUCCCAGCCUCCAGGACUUGGUGUAGCAGUAGGCCGAUGGAGGUUGAUUUCCAGAAAGUUAAGACGUACUCCUCUCUUACAUUCACGGCCUCGCUUCCGGCAGUUCAUGCAAUCGGGCACGGCUUCGUCACACUUGAGAUGUCUCUCACGGCAUGUAAGACAUCCUGUUCGGACUCUUUUUCCUUUGACUGGAGUCGGAUUUGACGUCGGCAUGGGACUUUGAAUAGUCAUCUCUCUGGGAUUUUCCAUGGAUAGACCUGUAGGGUCUUGGCUGAUGUUCGGAGGUUCGGAGAUCGGUGUCGCCCCCAUAUCUGAAUGCCGCUGAACUUCAAGAUCGAACAUUUCAAAGUCGAGGUUGUUGUCGGUCGCAUAGGGUCCUGGUGAAUAACCUUGCCAUUCCGCAGGGAACGGCAUUGUCUGCCUUUCAUUGGAGUCUUCAUUUUGCAUCGCCGCACCGAAACUGACACCAAGAACGGCGAUGUCAUGGGGGCUUGUUUGAGCAGACACUAUAACCUACCUGGCUCUCUAUAGGAGGCCAGGGCAGUGGUGUGGGAUUUCCCGUUCAGAAUGCUGAAGUAGACGGCACAGCUUUGGAGUUUUGGUGUUGCAGAAUGAAUGCUUUUGCUGUUACAUUUGAGGCCAGAUGACCGGCCACCUACAAGACGAAAGAUUCUAGAAGAUUGAACGGAAGCAUGGAAUGAAAUCAUUGCUUGGGCCAGGCCACGGCUUCUGGUCCGGUUUCCCUACCCCGGGCUCGGUAUAGAAAACCGUCGCAGGUUCGGGAUUGUCGUUGUGGCUCCACAGUCGGAGUAAGGACUAGGAGCGAUAAGGCGGGGUGUGGUAAUGGACGACCAUGAACAAGAGAAUGAACCGGACGGGACUUGAUGAAUAUAAAUUCAAGAGUGCAUCGAUGUCGGUCAGCAUUAGGUGUCUGAGCUUCUCUAACAGCUGGAUGUGCCCGCCAGUUUCCGAGCGCUACAUCACGGUUAUAUGGCGAAAUACCAUCACCUUAACCAAGGUACGCAAGCCAAUAAUCACGGAGCGUACUCCGGCUGUCGUGCGAGUACAAGUAGCCUCUUCUCUCGGCUGUGAUUCGGAGAGCAGGCUGACUGGUACUGAGACCAUUACACCGGAUGGCGUCUGUGUUCAAUUUCAGUUCUGUCCUGUCUUAUUAUUAAGAACAGAAAGGAGUAUGCGCUAAAAGAGGCAUGAUGAUGCUGGACGCUACAAGAGUCAAGUGUCCGGCCAUAUGGCUCAACCUGCAUGACAGAUGCGUGCAAGACUAUCCACCAAAGUUGGCGACGGAGCUUAUAGGACAAAGCUGAAGUUGAUUCCUUGAGGGAAUUUGACUGUCACGUAUGACUCCAGUGUUAUAUGUAUGGAUUACACAUGUGGCGCCCAGGAUUGAUGAAACUCGGCUUACAUGCCAAUGCCUGAAAUUACCGGAAUCCGGAAGAGAGGGAUGCUCGUGUUAUGAUCGAACAUGGCUUCCAUCCAUCCGCAGGCUUCGCUUAUUGAAUCGGCUGUCAAUGUCGCUCGUGCACCACGAUGUCUUUUCCUACGGCAAGAGUCAGCCCCAUCAGACGAUGUACGAUGCGAGUGAGCUACACGAUUUGAGUGGCACGGGUACGCCCGAAAUAUACAACAAUUUUGGAAAUUCGGUUGUAAGUGAUAUAGGUAGGACGAAAGCAAUAGCCCAAAAUAGCUUGACAACCAAUGGUAGCACAUAAGAGUACGACCUCAAGAAAGUCUUGAGAUGUUUCCAGUAUGAAAUAUAUAACAUUUUUUAGGGACAUAUAAAAUUUGUUCCUGCAUGAUGC
This is a messenger RNA of Fusarium odoratissimum NRRL 54006, 6802 nucleotides long. RefSeq lists its product as uncharacterized. Bases 1857 to 2723 code for a protein of 288 amino acids. Gene Ontology annotation, molecular function: protein binding. NCBI's taxonomy places the organism in Eukaryota, Fungi, Ascomycota, Sordariomycetes, Hypocreales, Nectriaceae. The record is from RefSeq and is a predicted model, not a curated record. The transcript is spliced from 2 exons.